This is a messenger RNA of Zophobas morio, 794 nucleotides long. RefSeq names its product tax1-binding protein 3 homolog. The coding region runs from base 99 to 458 and encodes 119 amino acids. The record is from RefSeq and is a predicted model, not a curated record. Gene Ontology annotation, cellular component: basolateral plasma membrane; cell junction. Gene Ontology annotation, molecular function: protein binding. NCBI's taxonomy places the organism in Eukaryota, Metazoa, Arthropoda, Insecta, Coleoptera, Tenebrionidae. Gene Ontology annotation, biological process: embryo development; receptor clustering; establishment or maintenance of epithelial cell apical/basal polarity. The transcript has 3 exons.
GUGGUUACCAUCAAGGACAUUCGAGUCAUCUGGUUGGUGUCAGAGGCGUUCAAAACACAGUGUUAUUUUUUUGAAUUUUAUUACUAAAAGAAAUCAAAAUGUGUGCGAAAAUGGCAUUUCAACACCAAGCUGGAACGGCUAUGGAGUGUUUGAGUAUACCUAUAACGCUACAUAAAGAGGUCGACGGGGAUACGAUGCGCUGCGGCUUUAAAAUUGGUGGAGGAAUCGACCAAGAUUUUCACAAGAGCCCUCAAGGAUACACUGAUAACGGGAUUUACGUUACAGAAGUACAUGACUCAAGCCCCGCCUCUAAAAGUGGUUUAAGAGUGCACGACAAAAUUUUGCAGUGUAAUGGGUACGAUUUCACCAUGGUCACCCACAAAAAGGCGGUCAGUUACAUUAAGAAACACCCGGUGUUGAAUUUACUAGUGGCCAGGAAAGGCGUCACAUCAACAUAAUCACUUAAAUUUACACUAAGUUUACUUUUAAUUUGUUCCAGUUACCAAUAAUUCCAAUAUUUUAAGUGAUUUAGACUUAAGUAAGUCUUAAUGUAAGAUUUAUAUGUUUGGAUAUCAAAUCUAGUGGAUUUCAGUUUAUGGCAAAGUGUUGUUACAUUAAUUAUAGGGCUAUUUGAAGUUUUUAUUUGAAAAGUCUAUGUGAAGUGUUAGUGGCUAGUUGCUAAGGAUAUAUUUUCAGUCAGUAUUGCAAAUGGUAGCACUGCAUCAAUGUCUACUUGCUUAAAUGGAUUGCAUUCAGCAUUUAGUCGCUCAAUAAUUAAAAAAUCUAUUUGCAAA